Messenger RNA from Beauveria bassiana ARSEF 2860, 1200 nucleotides. Its product is annotated as pepsin A1. Lineage: Eukaryota; Fungi; Ascomycota; Sordariomycetes; Hypocreales; Cordycipitaceae. The transcript is spliced from 3 exons. Bases 1 to 1200 code for a protein of 399 amino acids. The record is from RefSeq and is a predicted model, not a curated record. Gene Ontology annotation, molecular function: aspartic-type endopeptidase activity. Gene Ontology annotation, cellular component: fungal-type vacuole. Gene Ontology annotation, biological process: proteolysis.
AUGAAAAUCCCUAGCUCUGUUGCUGUUGUUGUGCUGCUGUCGUUGGUCCAUCAUGUCCAGUCGGCUAUUACACUGCCGCUCAAGCCGCUUGACAAGAAGAUUGGCUCUAUGAUUAAGCAGUCCACGAAAACAAAGGCUAGUGAACCGGGAAAAAUUACCGUCCCAGUCAAAGAUUGGAUCAAACAUACGGCCGAUCUUCAGUGGUACACGGAAAUCGAGGUUGGAACCCCUCCUCAAAAGUUCAACGUCAUUUUGGACACUGGCUCUUUUGACAUGUUCAUCGCCAACAAGAACUGCACCAGCGCUGGCAACUCGCGCUUGUUUGAUUCCGACAAGUCGAGCACGUUUAAUCAGCAACCCAACCAACCCAGUGGCUUUGGCUACGGCACCGGUGUAGACUCGAUACCUCUCCAGUACAACGGCGAGGGUGUCAGCGGAGUUAUUGUGACGGACAAGGUUGGCAUUGCUGGUCACGCUGUUGAUCAACAGCAGUUCCUCCUCUGUGACCAAUACCCCGAAUUCAUGGCAGACGUUCCCUUUGACGGCGUCAUGGGUAUUGGCGUUCAGGGCGCCACCGACAUGCCCAGUGGCAAGGCCUGGUACUGGGCCCUAUACGCGAGCGGUCAGCUCGACAGCCCCGAAUUCUCUUUGUACUAUCCCGCUGGCAAGGUAGACGGUGCGGAGAUGACUCUAGGCGGCACCAACCCCAACCGCUACAGGGGCGACAUUCACAAGGUGAAGCUCAACCGAGACGCAAACUUUGUCGUUGAUCAGCCAUCGUUGACCAUCAACGGCAAGCCUCUGGCGGCUGCCGCCAACCAGCAAACCAUCCUCGACUCUGGCACAGCAUACUUUGCGGCGCCCAGCAAGAUUGUGUCUGCCUUUUACAAGGCCAUCUCCCCCAAGAUUAAGCAGCUCAACCACGAGGCCUGGGGUGUUGAAUGCGACAUUAUCGAAUCGCUUGCUGUCGAGAUUACCUUUACUUUUGGCUCGGGCGCCGAGACGUUCAAUGCCACCAUGCCCCGGGAGUCUUUCAACCUCGGUCCGUACGAGGGCAAGCCCGGUAUCUGCCAGACAGUCUUUAGCAGCAUCGAUGCACUUGGUGGCAAGUUUCUGGUUGGUGGCCCUCUGCUGAAGCAGUACUACACUGUCUGGGACGGCCACAACAUGGAGAUGGGAUUUGCCGAGCUCAAGAACUAG